ACUUCUCUAUUCUCAUCUCCUCUCUUCUCUUCUCUUCUCUUCUCUCAGUUCUCUCUGGUUUGAAUGAUCGUAGCUCACGGUAGCCAUGGGAACCGAAUCUCCACCUUAUGAACUCAAUUCUUUUAGCUCUGUCCAGAACCAUGGGGAAUCUGCAAAAGAUAAGGCCGUCGAUGACUGGCUUCCCAUCACUUCUUCAAGGAAUGCGAAAUGGUGGUAUUCUGCCUUCCACAAUGUCACUGCCAUGGUUGGUGCUGGUGUUCUCGGCCUUCCUUAUGCCAUGGCCGAGCUUGGAUGGGGUCCUGGUAUGGCUGUGCUUGUAAUAUCAUGGGUCGUCACCUUUUACACCUUAUGGCAAAUGGUUGAGAUGCAUGAAAUGGUUCCAGGGAAACGAUUUGACAGGUACCAUGAAUUGGGUCAGCAUGCUUUUGGUGAGAAGCUUGGCCUUUGGAUUGUGGUUCCACAGCAAUUGAUCGUGGAGAUUGGUGUGAACAUAGUCUAUAUGGUCACAGGAGGGAAAUCACUGAAGAAGGUCCAUGACCUUGUGAGCCCUAACGCCCCUGAAAUCAGGCUCACUUACUUUAUCAUGAUUUUCGCCUCUUGUCAUUUUGUUCUCUCCUUCCUUCCCAAUUUCAACUCCAUCUCUGCAGUCUCCUUGUCCGCAGCUGUAAUGUCCCUUAGCUAUUCUACAAUUGCUUGGACAGCUUCUGUAGCCAAGGGGGUUCAACCAACUGUGGAGUAUACCUACGCAGGCAAAACCAGAACAGAUGUUGUUUUUAACUUCUUGAGCGCCCUUGGUGAUGUAGCCUUUGCCUAUGCUGGGCACAAUGUGGUGCUAGAGAUCCAGGCAACAAUUCCUUCUACACCUGAAAAGCCUUCAAAGAAGCCCAUGUGGAGGGGUGUGGUUGUCGCCUAUAUCGUUGUUGCCAUAUGUUACUUCCCUGUUGCAAUUAUUGGGUACUGGAUAUUUGGCAAUAGUGUGGAAGACAACAUUCUUAUAUCAUUGGAGAAACCCAAGUGGUUGAUUGCUAUGGCUAACAUGUUUGUUGUCGUCCAUGUUAUUGGAAGUUAUCAGAUCUAUGCAAUGCCAGUGUUUGACAUGAUUGAAACCUUCUUGGUGAAGAAGAUGCAUUUCACUCCUUGUUUUAGACUUCGUUUCAUUGCAAGAACAACAUAUGUUGCACUUACUAUGUUCCUUGCUAUGACAUUCCCAUUCUUUGGUGGGCUUCUUGGGUUUUUCGGAGGCUUUGUUCUUGCACCUACUACAUACUUUCUCCCUUGCAUCAUGUGGCUCGUCAUCUACAAGCCAAGAAAAUUCAGCUUGUCUUGGUUCACAAAUUGGAUCUGCAUCAUACUGGGAGUUUUGUUGUUGAUUCUAGAACCCAUUGGUGCACUUAGACAGAUUAUCCUUUCGGCCAGUCAGUACAAGUUUUACUCAUAGAUCAUCUUGGCACAAUAAAGGGAAGGUUGUUUAUAGAGGAACUCAAUGGAGAUGAUGAUGUUGCCGGUGAAGUCCAUGCCCUCACCUUGCUGAGCAAAGUUUAUCUUUUAAGUCAAAUAAACAUCUUUGGACAGGUUGUGGGUGUUUGGGUAUAUACAUUAGCCGAAGUGAAU
Telopea speciosissima is the source of this 1611-nucleotide messenger RNA. RefSeq names its product lysine histidine transporter 2-like. Lineage: Eukaryota; Viridiplantae; Streptophyta; Magnoliopsida; Proteales; Proteaceae. Bases 86 to 1438 code for a protein of 450 amino acids. The transcript is spliced from 8 exons. Gene Ontology annotation, cellular component: plasma membrane. The record is from RefSeq and is a predicted model, not a curated record.